Messenger RNA from Frankliniella occidentalis (western flower thrips), 3331 nucleotides. Its product is annotated as E3 ubiquitin-protein ligase Topors. Gene Ontology annotation, molecular function: metal ion binding; ubiquitin protein ligase activity. The transcript has 10 exons. Gene Ontology annotation, biological process: protein monoubiquitination; protein polyubiquitination. The coding region runs from base 159 to 2507 and encodes 782 amino acids. The record is from RefSeq and is a predicted model, not a curated record. Lineage: Eukaryota; Metazoa; Arthropoda; Insecta; Thysanoptera; Thripidae.
UUCCUGGAAGGCGUCACACGUCCAUUUCUGAUGCUGAAACUUUGCACCAGUUUGCACUGAAGUGAAGUUGUGUGUCUUUUCUACUUGAAAAGUUGUAAGCCGUCAGGAUAUUAUCCAUACAAAUUUCAACAAUUUCCUACACUCUUCAAUGAGGUUUAAUGAUGGAGGAACCAACUUGUCCAGCAACUCCACCUCUUUCUAAAUGCCCAGAUACGCCUCCCCGCGCCGGCAGUUCCAAAUCCAGUCCCUCAAAAUGGAACAACUCACCUAAUCGCAAGGAACGCAGUCCUACCCCAAACCGCCCAUCUUCUCCAGAAAAUUGUGCUAUAUGCCUUGGUCCUUUAGCCAAUAAAUCAUUUACCAAUAGCUGUUGUCACCAAUUCUGUUUUGUUUGUUUACUUGAAUGGUCCAAGGUGAAAGCAGAGUGCCCCCUAUGCAAAGUUGCGUUUGAUUCUAUCAUUCACAAUGUUAGGAGUCAGGAUGACUAUGAUCAAUACCAUGUUGUCAGGCAGCCACCUCAACGUGCACCAGCUGACUCAUCAGUGGUCCUGUAUGCAAGAACACAACAUCAAUACAGAGCAUUUUCAGAAUGGAUGGCUCUUCGUGGUUUAAAUGCUCGCAACUUUCGUAUGACAGAGAGCUUUAAUGGUGUUUUUCUUCCUGAUGCAAUCCCAAGUGGUCCUCCUGCUAGAGCAGCGCCCAGAGGAAACCCUAAUGGAACAUCAGCAUUCCGACGUUCAAUAUAUGACAGAGAUUUGUGGGCUAGGAUACAACAUGACGUUUCUGGCAGAUACAGAGAAUGCUCUCCGGAGUUUUAUGCCCAAAAUCCUGCACAAAUUCAUCGACUAAUGCCAUUCUUAAACAGAGAAUUAAAUGUUUUAUUAGACAAUGGCUCAAGAACUAUGUAUGUUAUGGAUAAAAUUUUGGAGCUUCUUCCUUUAAUUCCAAUUUCAUCCAAUGAUUUCCGCACCAGAGUUGCCCAGCUUAUAGGAAACCAACAUGCCCUUCAUUUUUGUCAUGAGCUACGGGCCUUUGCUAUCUCUGUCUAUGAUUUGGUUGGAUAUGACCGCCAUGUUCAGUAUCUUCCUAAUGGUGGAGCAGGCUACUCCAUCGAAAUUGAAGAUGAGACAUCUGACUCCCAUGUUGACUCUGAUGAUGACGAUAUUCAGAUAAUUGAACCCAAUCGUGAGCAGAUGGCACAUGCUCGCAACCCACCUGCUUCUUCUAGGGCCAGGAACACAUCAGUUUCUGCAUCAGCGUCAGCUGGUGCCUCAACUUCGAGUUCCAGUGGUUCUAGUGCUUCUCAUACUUCUUCUCACCGGAAUUCAUCUGUGGUUACUGUGCUAUCUGAUAGUGAUAGUGAUAUUGCUGAAGAUGUUCAAAUUGUAGGAUAUGUAAAACCUCGUCAUGAGAGAACACCAGAAUUAAUUACCCUGUCAUCCCCCGAGCAUCCUGGCAAUUCUCCACAGUCUGCAACUGCUCGGGCCUAUGGUCCACGAGAUUCACCAAAUGACUUGAUAUGUAUUAACCUGGGUAAUACUUCCACAACCGAACUCCGGUGGCAAGAUAGUGAAGAAUCUUCUGAUGAAGAAGCUUUAACAAUUAUACCUCAAAUUCAUAACAAGCGAUCUAAAGAGAAUGUUAACUAUUUGGAACCUGUAAGCUCUACAGAGUCUUUUGACUCAUCAAACUCAAAUACUGAGAAGAAGAGGAAACGUAAGCAUUCCAAAAGGGGGGUUAAAAGUGAGAAAAAGAGACAUUCAAAGAUCAAACUUCACAGAACUAGAAAUCAAGUUAGCAGUGAUAGUGAAGACAAUAGUCAACCCUCAACCUCUAAAGGACAUUCUAAACGAAGCCAUAGAAAAGACAGUAAGCCAUCAUUUAACAGAAGCAUGAAGCUCUCCAGCAAAAGUGCAUCAACCUCAAGAAGCAUACUUUAUACCGAAAGUGAUACAGAGAGUGACGGGCCACCUCGAACUUUUAUUCGCUCAGCAAUUGUUAAGAAGAGCAACAGUUCUCACCUUAAUUCUGAUUCUGAAGAGGAAGUUAUAUCUCCAGUUUGUUCUUCUCAUCCCAAAUUACGGAAUGUUAUUAAUAUGACAAGGACGAUUGCUGAUAAUGGUCAGGAUACAUGGAAAGUAAAUAAAACACGUGAAAGUCCUGAAAAUUGUAGAACUCAUAGCCGUAGCAGAAAAGAGAAGCAUUAUUCAAGCAGAUUAUCUCCCAACCAUAAACAGCGUAGUCCAUCUCAGCAUGAAAGACAUGAUUCAGAAUCAUCCCAUAGCCACAGGAAGAAGCACUCUAAAAGAAGCAAGAGUUCUAGUUCUUCUCAAAGUCAAAAAAAUGAUAAAAAAUGUGAGAGAUCUAGAUCGCCGGAAUCACAUUCUAAAAGAUUUAAGAAAAAACGAAGAUCUCCAUCAAAUUCUGAUUCUGAUGAUUUAAAUUCUACAAGUCCAAAGAAACGACUGUCAGCACCUCUACAUUAUACUGAAGAUUCUGACUCAUGAUUUGUUGAUGUUUAGUAUGUUUCUCUAGUACUGUAAUUGUAAUUAUAUCAUUGCUGACAUCAUUUUUUAAAAAUAUGUACGGAAGUAUUUUUGCUGGUCAUCAUCGGAACUGCUACCAAAUGUCAAUGAUAUACCUUCACAAACACAAUGGAAUAAGAAUAAUAUGGAAAACAUGUUGUAACAUUAAACCAUUUUCUUUAAAAUUUUUAUCAGUUUACAACAGUUAGAUUUUGCCUUAUUUAAAAAAGCUAUUUGAAAACUCAUCUGAUUUGCCACUUUAUCUCUUGUGAUCCGAAAUUGUGAACUUAGAAUUACAGUUUGGCAGGAUUGCAAAUAUCUAUUGAGAUGAACUGUUUUCAUGGGUUUGAUUUUCUCUGCAAAGAAAUGUUUUUAUUUGUUAAACUGUGCCAGAUACUUGUCCCAAAAUUGUUUUACAAGUGGUGAGUAACAACACCAAUCAAGGAAUUUCUUUUUGUUUUAUUUUUAUGUUAUUUUAAAAUUUAUUGUACAGGUUCAAUUUCAAAUGGAAAACACACAGUGCUCUUUCUUUUUUUGUGAAAAGUGUAUCUAAUGAUUGUUUCUUUGUGAUAUUUGUAAAUAAUUGUUAAGAGAGGAAAGCAUAAGUUUUUCUCUAUUUUGGUAAGCUCAGUACAAUUAACAUUAUGGGCAGCAUUUUACUAAGUCAGAUUCUUUGGUCUGUCUACUACUUAUGGCUGUUCGACCAAGUCGAGAUCCACCUAUGUCCUGUCUAUGUACUUGGUUCAGUUUUGUCAGCUUUCUACUUUUUAGAGAAAUAUUUAAAAGAAUAAAAAAAAAUGAGAAUA